Messenger RNA from Pygocentrus nattereri (red-bellied piranha), 8194 nucleotides. RefSeq names its product cytoplasmic phosphatidylinositol transfer protein 1-like. NCBI's taxonomy places the organism in Eukaryota, Metazoa, Chordata, Actinopteri, Characiformes, Serrasalmidae. Bases 1497 to 2501 code for a protein of 334 amino acids. Gene Ontology annotation, molecular function: phosphatidylinositol transfer activity; phosphatidylinositol binding. Gene Ontology annotation, cellular component: cytoplasm. The transcript is spliced from 10 exons. Gene Ontology annotation, biological process: phospholipid transport. The record is from RefSeq and is a predicted model, not a curated record.
GGCACAUUGGAGCAUGUUUGAGCUACUGGAGCAGGCUUUAUUUUGAUAGAGCGGAUCAGAAAGCGACAGAGAAACUAAAGUCCCGUUUUCUGAAGUGUUUCACUCUUUGAUCAACGGCGCUUAUGAAAUGUAUUUUUAAUUAGCAUGCCACUAGUAAUUAGCCAGAAUUUUCCCACGGCCGCUUGAUGAAAUGGCAGACGUAGGCAAAGCCGUCGAGAGCGGUUUGGUGUGAAGCGCUCCGUUUCAGAGAAGCCUGCAGAAAGCGAGCUGUUCACAGCGGCGGUGACGGGAGUCGGUCGCUCGCCUCUAAAGCCGCCCUCGCAGAGAGUUAGCGGGUGAGAUGGGUGUGAAAGCGCUGCCUGGCGCGUUGUUUACGGCAGCUUUGUGAUAAAGCGGUGAAGCUUUGGUCUGACACGUUUUAGUAAUCUGUUCAUUUUAAUCCGUUCAAGAAGGAAGAAUACAUGCAGGGUGCUGAGAGAUGAAACCAAAAACUUUCCACCAUCCCAUCAGCACUCCGUUUAAACGCUCAGGCGGUUUUGGAUAGUAAAUAAAUGGCCAUGUUUGCGUGGUACUCGCGGUGACCCCGGUUCCUAUCACCUGAGUAGGUUUUUCUACAAUGAGCCGUCUCGCCUCGACCUACUCUGAAUGGCUUCGUUUACAUCUCGACCGUUUAAUUAAGCAGGAAUUUUGAGAAGUCGGUGGACUUCCCCUGUAGCGGGGCUGCUUCGCUGGAGCCUCGGCUUGUGUAAAGGAAAAAAACGUGGUUUCCUGCCCCUCGUGCUGAGAGAAUGAGUGAGAGAGAGUGAGUGAGAGAGAGAGAGAGAGUGAGUGAGAGAGAGAGAGAGUGAGGGAGGGAGUGAAAGCACUCGCUUCACUAUCACUGACUCAAACUGCUGCGAAAGAACGUCGGGCGAACCCGUGAAACGUUAAAAAGAACAGAAAACGCUAAAAAAAGACGAAAAGGUUCAGGCGAAGUGCUUAAAAAAAACCAGACAGACACAGAAGGUCGGUAUCGUCGCCGUUACUGCAGAACUGCAGACUCCGAGGCUCUGAACGGACCGAGAAGCCGCGCCGUUUCGGUAUGUUGAACCGCAGAAGAUGAGGAGCAGCCGACCGCGCCGGAACGAGCUGUCCUAGCGCCCUGAAGGAGAGCAUUCCCGCCUUUUGGUUCAUCUCCAGUCUCGCGCGUCCGCCUUCGAAUCUUAACGCUCACUUUGAAACCUCCAGCGCUCUGCGCGUCCAGCUGCACCGUUAACCGGCUGAACGUCUCAGACUCGAGUCAUGUUUUUCGCCUUUCGCUUUAUUCACUCGUACUUCGUGCCACGAAUAAGCUCCGAAACGUUUCAGCCAGGACGGUAAUCUAGCGAUAAAGAGUUUUUGGUUGAAGUUGUUUUUCACUUGAAGCUGUGUUUCGUUGUCUGGAAGCGUGAGGAUUUUUGAAGUGCCAUUCAGAGAUUCUGCUACUCCUUUGCUGGUUUACAGACACACUGAGGAACAUGCUGAUGAAAGAGUACAGGAUAUGCAUGCCACUGACUGUGGAAGAGUACAGGAUCGGGCAGCUGUAUAUGAUCAGUAAGCACAGCCAUGAGCAGAGUGACCGAGGGGAGGGCGUGGAGGUGGUGCAGAACGAACCCUUCAACGACCCCACACAUGGCCAAGGCCAGUUCACCGAGAAGCGCGUCUACCUCAAUAGCAAACUGCCCAGUUGGGCAAGAGCAGUGGUGCCCAGAAUCUUCUAUGUGACAGAGAAGGCGUGGAACUAUUACCCUUACACUAUUACAGAAUACACAUGUUCGUUUUUGCCAAAGUUCUCCAUCCACAUAGAAACCAAGUAUGAAGACAAUAAAGGAUGCAAUGACAAUAUCUUUGAUAAUGAGCUGAAGGACCAAGAGAGAGAAGUGUGCUUCGUAGACAUCGCAUACGACGAGAUUCCAGAGCGCUAUUACAAGGAGUCCGAGGACCUGCGCUAUUUUAAAUCGGAGAAGACGUCUCGCGGCAUGCUGCAGGAAGGCUGGCGUGACACGCAGAACCCCAUCAUGUGCUCCUACAAACUUGUCACCGUCAAGUUUGAAGUGUGGGGCCUCCAGACACGUGUCGAGCAGUUUGUGCACAAGGUGGUGAGAGAUGUGCUGUUGCUGGGCCAUAGACAGGCCUUUGCCUGGGUGGAUGAAUGGAUAGACAUGACAAUGGAUGAGGUAAGAGAGUUUGAGCGUACGAUCCAAGAGGCCACAAAUCAGAAGAUCGGAAUGUUCCCACCGUCCAUUUCCAUUGGUGAGACACCGGUCUCAUCUCUGGCUCCUAACGGUCCAGCAAGUGCCCCAUCCACCCCGCUCUACACCGACGCCCCAGAGUUCCUCUCCGUCCCCAAAGAUCGUCCUCGCAAGAAAUCUGCCCCAGAAACCCUUACUCUGCCUGAACCUGUACAAUCAGAGUCUGCUCCUUCCUCUGGUUCAGCCACUAACCAUGCCUCCCUCAGCCCUGCACCCACUCAGAUGGAGUGAUUCGGUUUGAGGCCCACCUCCUCCUGACUUUCUUCCUUCAUUAUGGAUUAUCUUAACACAGUUCAUCUGCCGUCCUCGUUUCACGUGUUCCUGUUAUAAAUGCUAUUUCUGAAAGACUCCAUUUCCUAGAUGUCAUAGCCUAGCAGGUUUGGCCUCUGAUCCUGUAGGUGGGCUUCCUGCCUUGAGUUAACAGUUUAUAUUUUUUCAGUAUCGAAAAGCAUCAGUAGUGUUGAACUACUAUCAUUUAAAUAAUUGGUCAUUUUUGCCAUGCUUUAAAAAAAAUCUUGCAGACUGCUUGCGAUGGCUAGACAGAUUACCUGUUUAUUUUUUUUCAAGCAUUAUGUCAUGAAAUCAUUCCAAUCGAUUAGGUGACUAUCCACAUGUGGCCUAAAUAUGGUUGCCUUAGCAACUGCCAAGCAGAUAUCCAUGAGCAGAGCCUAGGAUUAGGGUGAAAUGUCAUUUUCGAGAAUGUCUCCUCACAACAUGUAGGCACAACUCGUCAAAAUUCAAAUAGAACUCACUUCAUAUUCACUGAUGUUUUCUCUUUUUUCCCUUUUUAAUGUCUGUUCACUCACAGCUGCACACAUGCAACAUUCAGCCAAUCAGAAUGCUUCUCAGGUCUUCAUAGGUCGCAGCCUUUCGAAAAUUAUGGCAGGAAAUAAGUAACACUUCUUUCUCUUAUUGCUGAUUUUUAGAUAUACAGCCACCCAAGUUUCCAGGGUUACCUGACCUGUGGCCCACAGACUAGACUUGUCUUUCCUGUUUUAUUUAGACAUGCUCCAAUCCAGUUUUCUCUCUCUGAUCUCUGAAUUCAGCUGAUAUGGAGUACUUCUAUGAUACCAGUGUUCUGUCCAGUCACUCACGUUUCAUAGUAGCCUCAACAUAAACACAGUAGAGGUUAAUGUAAUAUAGCGGACAUGGUCAAACAACAACGUUCUCUUUAGGAUUGUGCACUUUUGAAUCAUAUUGUUUUAGAAGAUUCAUAAAAAGAUAUUGCAUUGGUCAGUAUUGGUCAGUAUCAGUGCUGAUACUGAUAUGAUUUGAUGACUAAUAUGAUCUUUCCCUGUCCUAACCAGAUAAGCUGUUCUUUAGCAGCCAGACCACAAAUCUAAAUUUAUUGUCAGCUGCAUUCUGUAGCCUUUGGCUAAUACAGUUAUUCUGCAGGGCAAAAGGAUGAAAGCGCCUCUGCCUGCUGCGGCCUAUUUUAGCACAGCUGACAGUAACAUUUUUGAGAGCACAAGGUGUAGGAGAAAAUGAACAACAUAACAGGCUAUUUCACAACAAAAUCAGUCUUACAGACUUGAUAUUUGCUGGAAAUUCACUAUGCUUUUCCCCUUUUCAGCAUCUCAGUCAAAUAAAGGCACGCAUGUUCUCAGCCCUCAGUGAGGAGUUCAGUGGGGAGCGUACAUUUCUACAUUUCUGGGAGGAGUUUAUUGUCUGCAUGUAUGAACGAAUCAAACUAGCCUUAUAAGCCUAACCUUCGCUGAUGUCUCUGGAUGCCUGAUGUCUUAGCUUCCAAUUUACUUUUAGAAUAACGUCCGAUGUAAAUGCACAUGGAAAUGUAUUAAAAGUACACUUUCACUUUUCCAAACUUUUUUCAACUUGGCAAGUUUGUGCACAUUCUUGACUUGAGAGAAGGCUAGGGGAGAAAAAAUGUGACCCAAGGACACCCACGUUGUUGGCUGCACUCUUAAAAUGCUUUCUCAACUAGCUGCUCUUUCCCUUUGGAAACAAACGUAGAUGUGAUUAUUCCAAGCUGCAUGGACUGUUCACAGGCUCAAGCCAUGUGCAUAUCCAUUUAGGAGGCUGGUGAAUGCAGUUCAGUAGUUUUAUACAGAUGAAAGCGCAUCAAAGUGAAACUGAGCAUGCUCUUACUGAAACAGUGGCUCCGACAGUGCCUCUGCAUGCAAGUGUAAAUAAAUAAACAAACUUAAUAUAUGUGUAUACCAAAAUCUCAGACACGUGUACUAGGAAAAAAUCCUCAGUUGAAGUCCCUGCAAGGGAGGUUUUUUUUUGUUUGUUUGGUUUUUUUUGUGUCUUAGUUUCUUUUAAUAAUUGGUAGAAAGAUUUAACGUUCUUUGGUUAUUUUUUAUUAGUAGUAAAUGACUGCUGUGUUUUAAGUCAGUCUGAAGCACCUUGAACGAGAUGUUAUAACUUGAGCCCAGAGCCAUUUUUGACAAAAAAAAAAAAAAGAAAAGAAAAAAAAAUGAAAUUAAGACUUGACCGUGCUGCUACUUGAGUCCUUACAACUGCAUUAGUAUUUAACACCCAAAAUCUUGGAUCCAGUUCUUCUUUCGAUUGUUUUUGGUUCUCAUAUCUGAGUCAAAUUUGGUUUGAUUUUAUUAUUAUUAUUAAUUUUUUUUGUAAUUAGGUCUAAACAUACACAUGUGUUUAUUUCGCUAUGCUACAGUUUCUUUCAGUAAUUCUUUUUCUACUUUCACACCGAAGGAAAAUUUACUGAUGAAUUUUAGUGAUCAUUUAACAUGUGCUGUUGCAGCAGGUCUACCGCAAACAGGCUUGCUGGCAGUGUCUAAUUGGGACUUAACUGUAAUAUGUUAUCUGGAACCCCGGUGUGUUCAGAAAAACUCAGUCUUGAACCUCAGCAGAUAUAGUCUAAGAUCCAUGGCACUGCAUAUGUACCUAGACUCCAGGGAUAUGUUUCUGUUGAAGACCGUAGUGCUUCUGUCUGAAAUGGGUUUUGUAAAUAGGCUGUAAUUUGUUUUGUUUUGUUUUGGGGAGUUUUUAGCUUUGCCACGUGUUCGUAAAGUUGAACAUUUCGGAGUAGAUCUCCUGUGAAGAGUGAGCAUAUUUUUGUUUGUUAAUUGAAGGAUUGUUAUAUAGACUUUCUUGCUUCAAAUGGUUAUUUUUGUUCUGUUCAAGUGCAAAUGCUUUUCCCUGUUAUGCACAGAAGGAUUAAUGAACGUGAAUCAGGUUCAUUCUUACAUCUGCUAGCUUUGCUCUCCUUUUUUCUAUUUUAAAUAUCUUUGAAAACAAGUAGAAGAGUCAUUAAAGACAAAUGUUCUUUUGUAAAUUUUAAACAGAUUAUGUGGGGUUUUUUUGUAAAAUUUAGUAAACAGUGGUUGCUGUUGAGUUUUCUCUGUUUUAAGUAGCUGAUCAGCUUCUCUUAUCUCUUCCCUCUGUGGCCUGAAUAUUGCACUUCAAAGGCCAGUGCUUCUCGGAACACGACUGAACUAAUCUAGGUCCAGUUUCCUGAAAGUAUCUUGUGUUAAGAUCAUCUAAGAAGUGGAUCAGUAAAAAAUCUAAUUUACCCAAUUUGCACUUAUCUCAGAUGUAGUAAAUUGGCCAAGACAUGCUUGGAGUCCAAAUGUUGCAUCUGUAGUAUAGAAUUAGAGCUAUGAGGCUAAUAUUGCUCUUAAAUGGUAGAGUGAGCAUCUCACUGAACCCCCUCUCUACUAGCUUAAAGCAACAGGUUCGUGAAAAAUCUCUGAUAUAGUCGAUUAGCUAAGACGUUUCUGAAGUGCAGAUUUUUGCUUCUAUAGUUUAGGACCCGAGUUACAAAGCUAACAUUGCUAACAAACACUAAGACUCGAAAAAUCACUCAAAUAGCUCAGUUUUUUUUUUCUGUAAAAAAAACUCAACUUCUCAACAUGCUCAAGCCACAUCUAGGUCUUGAUUAAGGUCACUUAGACUUAUUAAUGUGGUUUAAGACACAGAAUGGCUUACUGUGAGCUAUAAAAAUGAACAAAGCUUUGGGCGGUCACUUAAAACAACAGGGUGUGUAUUCACAAACCACCUCAGGAGUCAGUGUUGCCUUAAAUAUGGGGGAACCUGAUCCGAGAUCAGUCCUGCUUUGUGAAUAUCAAACCAUAUUGACAAGUCUGCACAACCUCACUGAAGACCUGGCUGCAGUUUGAGCAGGCUGAGAGAAGUGUCGGCGAUGUAUUUUACUGGAACUUUUUGGGUGACUAUUAAGUUCUAGUGCUUGUUGGCAAUGUUAGCCUCGUAACUCCAGUCCUAAACUAUAGAAGCAAAAUUUUGUGCUCCAAAAAUGUCUUGGCUGAUCAGCUAUAUCUCACACAUUUGUAAAGUUGUGUAAAUUAGAUUUUUCACUGAACUGUUGCUUUAACUAGUAGAGAGAGUGUUCAGUGUGAUGCUCACUCUUCCAUUUAAGGUUCAUUUACGUGCUGGGUUGCUUUUGAGGGCAUUUGGAGCACUUUAACCAGCUCUACAGUGCUUUAUGCUGAUUUAGGUGCAUCUCAGAAGCUUAAGCGGGUAACAUCUACCUAAGAGUCAAAUGACAGGGAGUUUCACCUGUUAUAUGAGUUGGAAAGUAGUGUUGCUGUCAUAUCAGGACUUCAUAUCUCCAUAUUUUGAUGGGUGUGGUGGAGUGGUGGUGCCACUUUUUGAAAAUGCCAGCUUCAUUGCCUGGACAUUUCAUGGUGAAUGGACUAUUAGAAAUGCUCCAAAGUAACUUGGAAUAAAAUCUAAUUACAGUAACUUACAUUAGAAAAAAACUAAAAGGGCCAGAUUCAUGUAGGUGUCUUAAGAAAGAACAUCUUCUUAAAUGUUUCUUAAAUGUUCUUAAGUUUUUUUAUUAACUUCAUUCUUAAGAAAAAUAGUUAUGAUGAAUUUUCUUCUUCUAAUAACUUAAGAACUGUCUUGUUUUCUUGCUGAGCAGAUUAACGUAAUAAUGAAAACAACAGUUUUACAAAUUCCAAAUUAUAUCUUGUGUUCAGGAACAUUCUUGAAUUUCUUCAUGUUUGUCUUAAGAACGCUUGCAGGGUUUUUGAAAGAAAGUUUUCGUGAAUGCGGCCCCAGUUUUCCUUCUCCUUGAAAGCUACUGUUUUGGAUACGGGAGGUUUUGUUACGACAGCAGCAUCACGUUCAUUUCAUACUUUUCCAAACAUGAAGCUCUCUUCUUUUGGGCGGCUGCACAGCAAUACAGUGCUGUGAACUGCCACAGUUGGCACAUUUACUGAAAAAAGCAUGUUUUGAGCCUCAAAGUUUGAGAAAACCAGCCUGAACUUUGGGUUGUAUGUUCCCUGACUUUCACACUGAUGAGCACAGUAAGACUUGAACUUUCUAAUUAGUAGGUAGUAAUCCUGGUGUCUGUAGGUCAAUCAGGAGCUUUACAGCCUUAAGAAGAGAACCCCAAUGAAAUCCGUGUGAAAUACGAGGUCGAGUGCUGUCAGGCCGUUAAGCUCACAGAAUCCAAACGCUGUUAGUUGCACUUGUUUCUGACGGUCCUCAAGAUUUUCACUUUGAGUUUGGGAUAGAUAGUGAUGCUUUUCUUUCCACAGGCCUAUGGAAAAUACGGAGCCCUGCUGAUGACAUCCUGUAUAAAUAAAAAUAACGAGUGGCCACCAAGAUCCUGGCUUACUAAGUCGUGGCCACGGCUUAAUCAUCUCGUUCCCACGCCUUACUAAGUCAUGACCAAAGUCAUGACCACGCAUUACUUUUGUUUAUUCAGGAUGUCACCAGCAGGGCUCUGUAGGAAAGUGACCAAGAUUUUAACCUCUCGUGAGCCGGGGCUGGUGAUGAUGUCAUGCUGGUACAGUUUCUUUGUCCACUACGAAGUGCCAUCCUUUUUUCACUAAUACACGGCCUCUCUGGGUUCCUGUACUCUGGUGUCUUUUUACUGCCCUUAGCUAUUAUUUUGUUCAGAUUAACUGUAAUUAUUGUUUCACUCUUUUCCUAAAUCUUGUAGCAAAUAAAUUUUACUUGCUAUUACA